This is a messenger RNA of Humulus lupulus (European hop), 825 nucleotides long. RefSeq lists its product as uncharacterized. The transcript has 2 exons. The record is from RefSeq and is a predicted model, not a curated record. The coding region runs from base 1 to 825 and encodes 274 amino acids. Lineage: Eukaryota; Viridiplantae; Streptophyta; Magnoliopsida; Rosales; Cannabaceae.
AUGAAGCAACCUAAAGCACAACUUGGUGUAUUGAAUCAAUUUAUGAGCGAAACAAGGGCAUCUAUUAGAAGUUUAGAGACUCAAACUGGAAAAUUGGCUACUUUGAUAAAAAAUAGGGCUCAAAUAAAUCUGCCUAGCACUACUGAAGUAAACCCAAAAGAUCAGUGCAAUGCAAUCUCUUUGAGAAGCAAAAAGGUAACAGAUGAACCCACACAAAAAGUGAUUUCUAUAGAAAAAGUGUUUGACAAGGAGAAUAAAGUGAGUGGGUCAAAGGUUAAUGAGAAGCUUGAGAAGAAGCAACUAGAAACAAGUAUUGAUCACCACAUCAAGAUCCCAUAUCCUCAGAGGUUUCAAAUGAAUAAGUGUGACAAGCAGUUUUCCAAGUUUUUAGAUAUUUUUCAAAAGCUUCACACUAAGGUGUCGAAGAAAAGGAAACUAGAGGACCAUGAGAUAGUGGCACUUACUAAGGUGUGCAACACAAUACUCCAAAAGAAGCUACCUUCCAAGCUUAAAGAUCCAGGCAUGUCUGUUGAUAUUGGUAGGAUUAUAGCCUUACAAAUCCAUUCUGCUUUGUUCACUCAAAAUGUCGGGUUAUAUUUUCCUAGUUUGAUAACUAGCCUUUGUCAGAAAGCGGGGGUUGAAUUUGAUGAGACUAAGGAACUUUUGACUCAUUUGAUUUAUGACAUUGUGCAGAUUAAGAAGAAAAAAAUAGUUGGUUCUGCUAGUGUUGCUUCUGCAGGUGGCACUUCGUCUCAAGCUCGGCCUAGACAUACUUGUCCUUCUUCUUUGGAGGAGAGGAAGAGUAGAUUAGAGCUAAAUUUCUAG